Plasmopara halstedii is the source of this 258-nucleotide messenger RNA. RefSeq lists its product as uncharacterized. The record is from RefSeq and is a predicted model, not a curated record. Bases 1 to 258 code for a protein of 85 amino acids. NCBI's taxonomy places the organism in Eukaryota, Oomycota, Peronosporomycetes, Peronosporales, Peronosporaceae. The transcript has 2 exons.
AUGAUUUUCUCGGUUGUGGUGGCGGCUUGUCGAUCUCCACGUGAAUCACAGAUCUUAAACUUUCUCUUUGAGUUUUGCCAUCGCACUAACUCGCCUAGUGAAUCGGAUAAAAGAGGAGGCAGCUUAGCUUCAGGGUGUGCAAAGACGUUGAUGCGUUUGCAAAAGAUCUCCUUCUGUCCAACUGGCUCACUAAAACUGUAUCGCGGUAUGUCAUUGACACAGAAUACUGUAUAUGCUCGCAUUCUUGUGGAAUAUUGA